Messenger RNA from Varroa destructor (honeybee mite), 810 nucleotides. Its product is annotated as longistatin-like. NCBI's taxonomy places the organism in Eukaryota, Metazoa, Arthropoda, Arachnida, Mesostigmata, Varroidae. The record is from RefSeq and is a predicted model, not a curated record. Gene Ontology annotation, molecular function: calcium ion binding.
UCAGCCAAACAUGUUAACAAUAGGUGGCCUAUGGCGGUUAGCUUGUGCAAUCAUUUGGGCUGUGAAGUAUCGAGACGGAUAGCUAUCAUAUCCGUCCAUUGUGUCGCCACUGUUUGAGGUCUUGAACAUUUCAUGUUGAAUCAUCGCGCUCGAUUUUGCUUGGGUAUUAUUCUGCGGCCAGUUGCGACGCAGCAGGCAAACGCUGGGCUAUCCAAUGAAGACGCGAUAGACAAAUUUCGUGAGAAGUAUAACUCCGAAAGCAUCAUCCGGGACACAGAACACAUCCAAGAAGAUCUCAAGCAUCUUAUCGACUUGCAAAAAGAGGGAACGAUAUCGAACGAGCAGUCAAUAUUCUACGUCAUGAGAAUGCACGAUUUCGACAAUAAUAAUCUUCUUGAUGGACUCGAACUUAUGAAAAUCGUAUCCCACUCAACUGCUCUGCGUCCUGACAUUGCAGGACUUACGGUGGAACAGCUCGAAGCGUUAGUGGACGCCUUUCUUCACCUCGACGCCAAUCAGGAUGGAUUCAUUAGCUAUGCUGAGUGGGUCGACUCGAACCGGCGGUCCCAAAAAAGUGAAACAACUAAGUAACUUCGCACACUUAUACCAGACGGGAGCUUCUCCUAGGAAUCAAUCGAAAUUAAUGAACAUUUAGACAAAACGCGAGAAAGGAAUCGAUAUCAGACGUAACAUAGUCACUCGUAUGUAUAUUUAUUAUCGAACGGCAUCGUAUGAAUUGCGUAUGAUAAAUAGUACGAUAGCAAAUGAAAAUUCGACAGUGAAGAAAUUUAGCAUGUGAAGGAAGGACAA